Wasmannia auropunctata (little fire ant) is the source of this 3431-nucleotide messenger RNA. RefSeq names its product heterogeneous nuclear ribonucleoprotein K (gene HnRNP-K). Lineage: Eukaryota; Metazoa; Arthropoda; Insecta; Hymenoptera; Formicidae. Gene Ontology annotation, molecular function: mRNA binding. The transcript is spliced from 13 exons. Gene Ontology annotation, biological process: regulation of transcription by RNA polymerase II; regulation of mRNA splicing, via spliceosome. The record is from RefSeq and is a predicted model, not a curated record. Bases 217 to 1446 code for a protein of 409 amino acids. Gene Ontology annotation, cellular component: nucleus; cytoplasm.
CCAUUGCGACGUGAUUGCCUACCGAAGUUUCGUUUCGCGUUCGUGCGUGAGAAUUCGUCCCGGUGCGUCCCACGUCGGACUGCCCUGGCCCGCCGGCCUACGCAAGUGCCAAACGGGUGGAAAGCUGGCGUUGAUCACAGAGUAAUUUACCUCCGUGUCAAGGUUUAGUGCUGAUUCACCGCGGAGACUGCAAGGGCGGACAUCAUUAUCGGAAUAAUGAAGAGAGAAGCCGAGGCUGGCGCCAUGACAGGUUCCGGGGGUCCAACAAGCCCUCACAAGCGCUAUCGACAGGGUGACGAUGAGCUCCGUCUUCUCAUCCCGAGUAAGGUUGCCGGUUCGAUAAUCGGCAAGGGUGGCCAAAACAUCACGAAACUCAGAAGUCAGUACAAAGCCUCAAUCAUUGUACCCGAUUGCCCCGGACCCGAACGGGUGCUCACCAUCAGCUCGGACCUGUCCACUGUUCUGCAAGUGUUGAACGAGGUCGUGCCUAAUCUGGAGGAGAACGGUUCUCGCCAUGGCAGCGACGAGAUUGACUUACGCAUGCUGGUGCACCAGAGUCAAGCGGGAUGCAUCAUCGGCAAAGGCGGCCUGAAGAUCAAGGAGCUCCGCGAGAAAACCGGAGCCAGGAUCAAGAUCUACUCGAUCACCUGCCCCCGCAGCACGGAUCGCCUCAUUAGCAUCUGCGGGAAACCCACGACGUGCAUCGAAUGCAUACGCGAAUUGAUCGCCACCAUUAAGACCUCACCGCUGAAGGGUGUGAACAAUCCUUACGACCCGCACAACUUCGACGACUUUUACGCCGAGGAGUACGGCGGCUACGGUAGCGCCGAUGGUCAAGGCAAGGUCGGCGGAUUCGGUGGUCCCGGUGGCCGUGGCGGUGGCGGCGGCGGCGGCGGCGCCGGGGGUGGCGGCGGUGGCGGAAUGCCACCAAGACGCGACAAUCGUGGCGGCGGUCCGGGUGACAUGAACCGCGGUUUCCCGCCGCCACGAGGCGGCCCGCGUGGCGGCGGCGGCGGCGGAGGCGGUGGCGGUGGCGGCGGUGGUGGCGGCGGAAUGUCCGGCGGUGGUCCACCGGAUCGCGGAUACGGCGGUGAUGGAUGGGGAAUGCAAGGAGGCGCGCCCAAUGGCUUGGGUGGCGGCGGUAACACGGGAAUGGGUGGCCCACCCAUGGGUGGAAACAACCAAGGCAACCAGGGCAACAUGAGUGGAAACAAGACCAGUACACAAGUCACCAUUCCUAAAGACUUGGCCGGAGCCAUAAUUGGUAAAGGUGGUCAGAGGAUCAGAAAAAUCAGACUCGACAGUGGUGCCGGAAUAACUAUAGACGAGCCACUGCCCGGUAGUAACGAUCGCAUCAUUACCAUCACUGGGGUUCCCAGUCAGAUACAAAUGGCCCAGUACCUGCUGCAGCAGAGCGUGCACGAGAAUGCAGAUCAUCAUUACUAAGACAUGAUGAGGGGGAUGCAUUCAGGGAAGAGGGGAGCCAAAGAUGCGCUUUUGUAACUUUUUUUUUUAGAAAUAUUUCUUGGGCAAACACAACAAACGCUGAAAGUGGAACCUGAAACAAGUACAUUUGACAUGCACCUGCAGAAACGCGCGCAAGAAACUGGGGGUACUUCCGGCAAAGUGUUGCGCACAAGGGGAUAAUUUCGUAUAAUUUACAUCACACACAUACACAGAUACCCAUAUACAUACACACACACACAAUCUACACACCACACGCGAAUCACCCUCUCCCAGGAAGAUAAACGCUUGUGGUCGAUGCUAACGUGACCUUGACGUGGCGAUCCUUUGCAAAGGAUGGUAGUCGUCCGCUGCAGCCUGCAGAGUAAAUCGAUUCGCGAAUCGAGUACCGUUAACGUUUUCAAUGUCGGCCUUUCUUUAGUAUAGAAUUCUCUUAUUUGUAUCGUACCGUGUCGGCGAGGCGCUGACACGUACUGUCGAUGUGACAGCGGGGGGGGAAAGGUUUCAAACUGGCGAGCAGUCGCACCAUGUUCCCCGAGACGUUAGCAUUCCCGAGAAAACGUAUUUAUCCUUCAAAGGAAAUCCCAAAGAAUCCAUGGUCUUUUUUUUACCGUAAAACGCGCGCUAUUUCGCCAGGGAACCAUCGUGUGUAUCUUCUUUUCCUUUUUUUUUUUUUUCGUUAUCGUCAUUAAAUGUUGUCUCUUUCGCCCGACGGAAAAUCAGUGUGUUUUAAUUUCGGAUUCUAAUAGAUUGUGCCAACGAACAAUCGAGACGCUUGGCGCGCGCGAGACAGCCAAUUUGAAACCGCGAUUCGCGUCGAAAGAACGCGACUCUCCUUGAACAUCGAGACCUGACAACGCACACUUCUCUCCCCGUUACGUUUCUUUCCAGCUUUUUGAUAAAUUCUUUACAAAUUCUAAUCCUAUGGAAGUAAGAAUAAGUGCGCAUAUAUAGAGUGAAUGCGAGGGCAACAGUGUCAAAGGAACGGAGAGGUCGAGCGAGAGAGAGAGAGAGAGAGAGAGAGAGAAAAAAAGAGAUUUUACUUAGGCAAACAUAUUCGCAGGGAAAGAAACUGACAAGUGUAUUCGCAAAACGAAACGUGUACAUAAGACCUACUACUAACGCGUCCCUUUCCCUUUCCUCUCAAUCGCUGCAUACGCCGGCAGAUAUGCGUUUCUGCUGUUGCAUUAUUAUUGUAGUUAUUAAUUAUUAUUACCUUAUGAUUAUUGAUAAGAGUACUUUUUUUGCGUUAUAUUAUAUCCUACCCCCCGCAAAUCUAUGUAUUAAUCAUAAUUUCAUCCCCUUUAGCGAACGCGCGAGCGUUCUUAGUGUUACAAUGAGUAGGAAGUAUCUAGGCUUAGCAGAGACGUAAGUUUAAGGGGGCACCAUCGGCGAAGAGCGAAUCAAAUCUCGAGCGACUUGAUUUUAGAGAAUCGACAAAAAGCUGAAUCUGCUACGAAAGUCCGUCGAUAAUAUCUUGGUGAAUCGGCCACUGUUCCACUGUGUUCUCCGAGCGUGAAUGAAGCAUAUUUUCCAGUUCUUCUUUUUUAUCUUUAUUCGCCAAGCAGUUAUUUUUUUAUAUUACAUUGUACAGAGCCUUGCGCGCGCGAGAGAAACGUGCGAAUUCCGAGUGAAUUAGGAUUGAUGAGGAAAAAACUUACAAGACGCUGUUGCCACUGCUGCAUGUAUAUUUCAGCAGGUAGUUCGUUACAAUCACCCUCGUCUCGAUAUGCAAAAAAUCCUUGCUACACGCUGAAAUCCUGAUAAUACGAAGGUGCGAUCGCGCGAAAUAUCUCGAAGCUAACAGCCGGAGCUCGGCAUUCAACAUGAUCUCUGUAAAUAUAUACUUCUAACUAUAAUAGCACCACCUCUCUAUGGGAACGGAUGUCGUACCUUUUGACAAAUAGCGGCCGUGCUGGUGAUUUUCCAAGUGCAAUUAAAAGCGAUUGUACUGCAACAAAAAAAAA